Messenger RNA from Leptonychotes weddellii (Weddell seal), 6147 nucleotides. NCBI's taxonomy places the organism in Eukaryota, Metazoa, Chordata, Mammalia, Carnivora, Phocidae. The record is from RefSeq and is a predicted model, not a curated record.
AUGACUGACCUCUUGAGGAGUGUUGUCACGGUCAUUGAUGUUUUCUACAAAUACACCAAACAAGAUGGGGAAUGUGGCACACUGAGCAAAGAUGAACUAAAGGAACUUCUGGAGAAAGAGUUUCGUCCAAUUCUGAAGAAGCCAGAUGAUCCAGAUACAGUGGAUGUUAUCAUGCACAUGCUAGAUCGAGAUCAUGACCGAAGACUGGACUUUACUGAAUUUCUUCUGAUGGUAUUCAAGUUGGCUAUGGCUUGCAACAAGGUUCUCAGCAAAGAAUACUGCAAAGCUUCAGGGUCAAAGAAGCAUAGGCAUGGUCAUCGACACCAAAAGGAAGAAAGUGAAACAGAAGAGGAAGAAGAAGACACAACGGGACAGAAAUCAGGUUACAGACAUUCAAGUUGGAGUGAGGGAGAGGAGUAUGGUUAUGGUUCGGAGGGCUUAAGGGGAAGUAUGAAACAUAGACAUGGGUCAAACUCCAGGAGGCUGGGAAAGCAAGGUGGAUUAUCUAGCUCAGGAAACCAAGAGCAAUUUGAGAAAAGACACCAUGGGUCUAGCUCUGGUCACUCAUGGAGUAGUGGCAAAGAAAGACAUGGUUCCAGCUCUGGAGAGCUGGGGGAAAGAAGAAACAAGUCACGUGUUAGCCCCUCCAGGGAAUCUGAGAAGGAAUAUGAAUCUGGAUCUGGAUCAAAGAGUAGGAGAAGGAAAGGUCGUGGUGAUCUAUCACAUGGAUUGGAUGCUAGUGGAGAUGAAUCAAACUCUACUCAGUCAAGAAAUAGUGGAGGACAAAAGCUUGGAUCUAGCUCUAGAGGUUCAGGAGACAAUGGAAGGCAAAGCUAUGAAUGUGGCUCCAGCAAUUCAGGUGGGUGUGGAAGGCCACAAAAUGCUUCUACUUCUUGUCAGGAAGGUAGAUUUGGAGGGCAAGGAAAUCAGUCUAGCUGUACCCAGUCAGGAUAUCAAUCAGGAAGUAGUGGAGGACUAGGUCAUGGAUGUAUUUCAGGAGGUCAGUCCUCUGGAUAUGGUCAACAUGAGCCUAGAUCCUGUAGCCAGUCUUCUAGUCAGAGAGAAUAUGGAUCUAGAGCAUGUGGUCAAACACAGAACUGUGGAAGACAACAGAGAACAGGUUCAAGUCAAUCCUCUUGCUGUGAACAAUAUGGGUCUGUAACAAGUCAGUCUUCUAGUUAUGGUCAGUAUGGAUCUGGUUCUUGUGGACACUUUUCAAACUCUCAGCAAAAAGGGUCUGGUUCAAAUGAAUUUGCUAAAUGUGGACAACAUGGGUUUGGCUCUGGGCAGUCCUCUGGCUUUGGCCAACAUGGGUCAAGCUCAGGACAGUCCUCUGGCUUUGGACAACAGGGAUCUGGCUCAGGACAGUCCUCUAGUUUUGGCCAACGUGGGUCAAGCUCAGGACAAGCCUCUGGCUUUGACCAGCAUGGGUCUGGCUCAGGACAGUCCUCUGGCUUUGGACAACAUGGAUACAGCUCAGGUCAGUCCUCUAGCUUUGGACAACAGGGAUCUGGCUCAGGUCAGUCCUCUGGUUUUGGUCAAUGUGAGUCUGGCUCAGGACAGUCCUCUGGUUUUUAUCAGCAUGGGCUUGCCUCAGGACAGUCCUCCAGCUUUGGAGAGCAUGGGUCUGGCCCAGGAGAGUCCUUUGGUUUUGGACAACAUGGGUCUGGUGAACAUCAAUCUUCUAGCUCUGGACAAUAUAGAUAUGGCUCAGGUCAAUCCUCCAGCUGUGGAUAUGGAUCUAGCAAACAUCAGUACCAUAGCUUUGGGACUGGAUCAGGUCAUUCUCUGGGCUUUGGACAACAUGAGUCUAGAUCAGGUCAGUCUAGCUAUGGCCAACAUGGUUCCAGCUCAGAGCAAUCCUCCAAUAUUGGCUCUGGGUCUUCCUCAGGCAGGACCUCCAAACACAGUCAAUAUGGAUCUAACUCAAGCCAGUCUUCUGGUUAUGAUCAACAUGAGUCAACCUCAGGUCACUCCUCUGGCUAUGACAAAUAUGACUCUAGAAUAGGAGAACAAGAAACCUAUGGGACUAGUUCAGGAAAAGGGUAUCCAAAUUGUGGAAGGCUAAUAUCAGAUUCAACCGACAGUCAAACAAGAGAAAGAGCUAAAGGGAGACAGGGAAGAACCCAAGGACAGUCAGGAGACAAAAGUAGACAUGCCCAGUCUGGUCAUGGACAAGCCACCAGGACAGAAUCUUGUAGGACUACAAGAAGGCGAUCUAGUGUCAGUGACUCCAGUGACACUGAAAGAGACUCAGGAGUCAUGCAGGCACACGCAGGAUCCCCUUAUGGCCACUCUGGAUUUCAACAUGGAGAGUCAGAAUCCACAGCCAAAGGGACACAGGGAACAACUCAUGCACAGUCAGGAGACACCAGUAGAGAUGCUCAGUCUGGGCACGGACAACCCACCAGGACAGAAUCCUCUAGGACUGCAAGAAGGGGAUCAAGUGUCAGUGAGUCUAGUGACACUGAAAGGCACUCAGGAGUCGCACAGACAGACACAGGAUCCUCUCAUGCCCACUCUGGAUCUCAACAUGAAGAGUCACAAUCCACAGCUAAAGGGAGACAGGAAACUACCCAUGGACAGUCAGGAGACACCAGACAUGCUGGGUCUGGGCAUGGACAAGCAACUAGGACCGAAUCCAGUGGGGCUGCAAGAAGAGGAUCUAGUGUCAGUGAGUCCAGUGACACUGAAAGGCACUCAGGAGUCGCACAGAAACAUGCAGGAUCCUCUCAAGACCAGUCUGGAUCUCCACAUGGAGAGUCAGGAUCCACAGCUAAAAGGACACGGGAAAAAACUCAAGGACAGUCAGGAGACACCACUAGACAUGCACAGUCUGGUCAUGGACAAGCCACCAGGACAGAGACCAGCAGGGCUACAAGAAGGGGAUCCAGUGUCAGUGAGUCCAGUGACACUGAAAGGCACUCAGGAGUCCCACAGACACACGCAGGAUCCUCUCGAGGCCAGUCUGGAUCUCAACAUGGAGAGUCAGGAUCCACAGCUAAAGAGAGACAGGGAACUACUCAUGGACAGUCAGGAGACACUAGACAUGCCUGGUCUGGGCAUGGAGAAGACAACAGGACAGAAUCCACUAGGACUGCAAGAAGGGGAUCCAGUGUCAGUGAGUCUAGUGACACCGAAAAGCACUCAGGAGUCCCACAGACACAUGCAGGAUCGUCUCGAGGCCAGUCUGGAUCUCAACAUGGAGAGUCAGGAUCCACAGCUAAAGGGACACAGGAAAAAACUCAAGGACAGUCAGGAGACACCACUAGACAUGCCCAGUCUGGUCAUGGACAAGCCACCAGAACAGAAUCCAGUAGAACUACAAGAAGGGGAUCCAGUGUCAGUGAGUCCAGUGACACUGAAAGGCACUCAGGAGUCCCGACAGAAUCCUCUAGGACUGCAAGAAGGGGAUCAAGUGUCAGUGAGUCUAGUGACACUGAAAGGCACUCAGGAGUCCCACAGACACACGUAGGAUCCUCUCAUGCCCACUCUGGAUCUCAACAUGGAGAGUCAGGAUCCACAGCUAAAGGGAGACAGGGAACUAUUCAUGGACAGUCAGGAGACACCACUAGACAUGUACAGUCUGGUCAUGGACAAGCCACCAGGACAGAGUCCAGUAGGGCUACAAGAAGGGGAUCCAGUGUCAGUGAGUCCAGUGACACUGAAAGGCACUCUGGAGUCCCACAGAAACACGCAGGAUCCUCUCAUGGCCACUCUGGAUCUCAACAUGGAGAGUCAGGAUCCACAGCUAAAGGGACACAGGGAACUACUCAUGGACAGUCAGGAGACACCAGACAUGCUGGGUCUGGGCACGGACAAGCCACCAGGACAGACUCCAGUAGAGCUACAAGAAGAGGAUCUAGUGUCAGUGAGUCCAGUGACACUGAAAGGCACUCAGGAGUCCCACAGACAUACACAGAAUCCUCUCAUGCCCACUCUGGAUCUCAACAUGGAGAGUCAGGAUCCACAGGUAAAGGGACACAGGGAACUACUCAUGGACAGUCAGGAGACACCAGGGGACAAGCUAGGUCUGGUCAUGGACAAGCCACCAGGACAGAAUCCAGUAGAACUACAAGAAUAGGAUCUAGUGUCAGUGAGUCCAGUGACACUGAAAGGCACUCAGGAACACAUGCAGGAUCCUCUCAUGCCCACUCUGGAUCUCAACAUGGAGAGUCAGGAUCCACAGCUAAAGGGACACAGGGAACUACUCAUGGACAGUUAGGAGACACCAGACAUGCUGGGUCUGGGCAUGGACAAGCCACCAGGACAGAAUCCAGAAGAGCUACAAGAAGAGGAUCUAGUGUCAGUGAGUCCAGUGACACUGAAAGCCACUCAGGAGUCUCACAGACACACACAGGAUCCUCUCAUGCACACUCUGGAUCUCAACAUGGAGAGUCAGGAUACACAGCUAAAGGGACACAGGGAACUACUCAUGGACAGUCAGGAGACACCAGGGGACAAGCUAGGUCUGGUCAUGGACAAGCCACCAGGACAGAGUCCAGUAGGGCUACAAGGGGAUCCAGUGUCAGUGAGUCCAGUGACACUGAAAGGCACUCUCGUGUCCCCCAGACACACGCAGGAUCCUCUCAAGCCCACUCUGGAUCUCAACAUGGAGAGUCAGGAUCCACAGCUAAAGGGAAACAGGGAACUACUCAUGCACAGUCAGGAGACACCAAUAGAGAUGCUCAGUCUGGUCAUGGACAAGUCACCAGGACAGAAUCCACCUGGGCUGCAAGAAGGGGAUCUAGUGCCAGUGAGUCCAGUGACACUGAAAGGCACUCAGGAGUCUCACAACCACAUGCAGGAUCCUCUCAUGGCCUCUCUGGAUCUCAACAUGGAGAGUCAGGGUCCACAGUCAAAGGGAGACAGGGAACUAUUCAUGGACAGUCAGGAAACACCAGGGGACAUGCUGGAUCUGGGGAUGGACAUCCCACCAGGACAGAAUCCAAUAGGACUGGGAGAAGGGGAUCUACUGUCCAUGCGGCCAAUGACAAUGAAAGGCACUCAGUUUUGAGCCAUGGGCAUUCCGGGUCUGUCCCCAAACACACUGGUACUGAUACAACUGGAAAGUAUAAAUCUAGGAAUGAACAGUCAGGAGAUAGUUCUAAACAUUCAGUCAUAGAUCAAGGGCGGACAUCAAUUCAUAAGCAACCAGUUUCUAGAAGUUCACAGAAUUUUGGGUCCUCCCAUGAGCAGACAGGAGACAAAUCUACAUCAUCAGGCUCUGUUCAGGGACAUACCACAUCUUCCCAUGGGCAGUUAGGAACUGGCACAAUAGAGAGACAUGGGUCCAGCCAUACACAGUCACGUGAUACUCAUAGGCAGUCCAAGGAUAGCAUAAGGAAACAGUCACAUAGCAGUCAUCCCCAAUCUAGAAUAAGUCAUUCUGAGUCACAGAUUAGUGGAAGACAACGACAUGGAUCAGGUCAAGGAUGGAAACAUGGCAGUUAUGGAAGUGCAGAAUAUGACUAUGGGCAGUCUGGGUAUGGACCUUCUGGGGGCAGCAGAACAAGCAGCUGCAAUUCUAGCCCUUUGCAGUCAUUAGAUAGAGCUGCAAACAAUCAAGUGUCUACACAUGGACAAUCAGUUUCUAGGUUUAACCAUACAGGAUCAAAAGCAACUGAAAUAGUAGGAAGACAAAGCUCAAGUCAUGGACAGUCAAUUGAGUUCCAUAAUAAGUCUGGAUCCAAUGUAAUUAGAAGGCAAGGAUCUAUUCAUGGGCAUUCAGUAGUAAGCCACGAACCAUCAAGUGACACCCAUGUUCCAUAUGGAAGGCAGGGAUCUACUACUCAUAGGCAGCCAAGCAAUCAUUCUGUAUCCAGCCAUGGAGAGUCCAUAUUAGCUCACAGCCAUUCAGCAUUUAGUUCAACUCUAAAGCAUGGAUCCCAUAGUGAUAAUAAAGAGCAUUCAGAAGAUUGGGGGAAACAGAUUCAUGAACCAUCAGGGUCUAGGCAUGGACAAUCAGAAUUCAGCACUAUAGGUAUACAUGGAUCCAGCCAGCAGCAUUUGGGAGAUACAUCUUCUCAUGAGCAGGAAAGAUCCAGCACAAGUUUAGUAAGACAGGGAUCAAGUAAUAGACAAUCAGGAGACAUCCAGGGUCAAUCUGGAUUCAGCACCAAUGAAAGACAAGUAUAUAGCCAUUGA